AUGACUCCCAUCAAAGUACCAUCGCCGUUGCCACCACAACGUCUACCACCAACACCAUCUUCAUUUUCAUCAGCAUCAUCAUUAUCAUCAUCGUGCAUCACCAUCGCUACCACGACCAUCGCUACCACGACCAUCGCGGUGGCGACAACAUCCAACACAACCACCAAUAACUACAACAACGACAACACCACCACCAACAACACCACCAUCACCAACCACACGAAUAACAACACAUCAGCAGCAGCAACGAAAGCAACACCAUUACCACCAUGCAUCCCUACCACUAGCGACAUCAACAACACUACCACCAUCAACAACAAGAGCACCAACCCCAGUAACAAUGACAACAACAGCAGCAGCAUCAACAUCACAAAACAAAAACGAAAAGCAAAGUAUGCGCAUUCGGGGAAGGACGAUACAAUAGCAAUAUCUCGGUUCGAUGUUAUAUGA
Messenger RNA from Strongylocentrotus purpuratus (purple sea urchin), 450 nucleotides. RefSeq lists its product as uncharacterized. The transcript is spliced from 2 exons. The coding region runs from base 1 to 450 and encodes 149 amino acids. The record is from RefSeq and is a predicted model, not a curated record. Lineage: Eukaryota; Metazoa; Echinodermata; Echinoidea; Camarodonta; Strongylocentrotidae.